Zalophus californianus (California sea lion) is the source of this 2020-nucleotide messenger RNA. RefSeq names its product nicotinamide nucleotide adenylyltransferase 3 (gene NMNAT3). Lineage: Eukaryota; Metazoa; Chordata; Mammalia; Carnivora; Otariidae. Gene Ontology annotation, molecular function: nicotinate-nucleotide adenylyltransferase activity; nicotinamide-nucleotide adenylyltransferase activity. The coding region runs from base 496 to 1254 and encodes 252 amino acids. The record is from RefSeq and is a predicted model, not a curated record. Gene Ontology annotation, biological process: NAD+ biosynthetic process. The transcript has 5 exons. Gene Ontology annotation, cellular component: mitochondrion.
CAAAAGGAAGGCAGUAAAUGCAUUUUUCCUGUUGGUCACUGUAUUAGUUACCUCUUGCUACUUAACAAAUUAACCCAAAAUUUAGCAGGUGGGGCGGGAAUAUAGAAGUAGCUUAAGUGGGUCUUCUGGCUUAGAGUCUCUCACAAGGCUGCAGUCAAGAUGUUCACGGGCCUGCAGUCUUAUCUGAAGACUUGACUGGGGAAUGACCCACUUCCACAUUCACUAACGUGCUUGCUGACAGGAUUUAAUUCCUCACGGGCUCUUGGCAUCAGAGGUCUCCUCACGAGGCAUCUCACAACAGGACAGCUGGCUUCAUCAGAGUGAGAAAGCGAGAGAGCAAGAGGGAAGCCAGAGACUUUUUGUAACCUCUCUGAAGUGAAAUCCCACUCUUUUGCUGUAUUCUGUUUAGUAGAAGCAAGUUACUAGGCCCAGCCCUCAGGUGGAGGGACUGCAGGCAGGGUGGCCACUGCCGCGGGUGUGGAUGUGCCUGACAAGAUGAAGAGCCGAAUCCCAGUGGUGCUCCUGGCCUGUGGCUCCUUCAAUCCCAUCACCAACAUGCACCUGCGCUUGUUUGAGGUGGCCAGAGACCACCUACAUCAAACAGGAAUGUACCAGGUGAUCGGGGGUAUCAUCUCUCCUGUCAAUGACGGCUACAGGAAGCAAGACCUCGUGGCUGCCCACCACCGGGUGGCCAUGGCCCGGCUGGCCCUGCAGACGUCCGACUGGGUCCAGGUGGACCCCUGGGAGAGUGAGCAGGUGCAGUGGAUGGAGACAGUGAAGGUGCUGAGGCAUCAUCACAGUGAACUGCUCAGAUCUCUGCCCCAGACGGAAGGCCAGGACCACGGCAGGGCUCGCUCCGUGGCCCCCACAGCUGUGCCCGAGCUGAAGCUCCUCUGCGGGGCAGAUGUCCUGAAGACCUUCCAGACCCCCAACCUCUGGAAAGACGCACACAUCCAGGAGAUAGUGGAGAAGUUUGGCGUGGUGUGUGUGAGCCGGACAGGUCACAACCCAAAGGAAUACAUCUCAGGCUCGCCCAUCCUGCGCCGCUACCAGCACAACAUUCACCUGGUCAGGGAGCCCGUGCAGAAUGAGCUCAGCUCCACGUACAUCAGGCGGGCCCUGAGCCAGGGGCACAGCGUCAAGUACCUGCUCCCAGACGCUGUCAUCAGCUACAUCAAGGACCACAACCUCUACACCAGGGACAGUUCCUGGAAAGGCAGCAGCACCCAGAGGAAUGAAGGAAAGACAGACUAGGGAGAGUUAGCCACUCCUCCAUAGAGCUUCUCCUGACGAAAGGGCAGUUAAGGUCUUUGGCUUUUUUUUUUUUUAAGGCAAUGAGUUUAUUUCAGAGGAGUCUUCUGGCCCAGGAAGAGAUAGCUUCUUUUGGGAGAAGGAGCAAGUGCCUCUGUCAAAGCAGUUAAAAGGGCGUGGCAGGUCACUAGAACUAGAGGACAGCUCUCAGAACCUGUCGCUGCAGAGGCCUCCUUAUUCGGUAACCGGUGACUGGGGCAUAUGCACUGAAGGCAGUUCUGUGCCAGGCAGGGCCCCUGAGGGUCAGAUCAGAACUGCCCACACACAUUUGCUAACUAGGACCAGGUGCAGCAUGCUGGUCUUGAUUAGAGAGACUUGACAGGACGCUAAUUACCAAACAGUGGGCUUUGUCAACGCCUUGUUCCAACAGAAUAAUACUAAUUGAGGAGUCAGAAAUUUGGAAGCCGCUCUUUGCCGAUUUACAUUGAAUCUUCCCUCAAGAACCACCGUCUGCCUGCCUAAGCUGUAGAUACCAUUUAAACUAAAAUCUUUCUAAGGAGUGACCCUCAAACAAUAUUUUUGAUACGGCAGAUAUCUUUAGCACGACUUCUUUUAUAAAUGCCAGGGCUCCUGAUUUCCAGGUUUCUAAAAAGGAACUGAGGUAAAACAGAUGCCUUGGCUGUUUUAGAGGAUCUUUUUGAACGUUUUAUGACUGCCUGCCUGUUUGAAUAUUGGCAAAGGGAUAAAUAAUAAAUUGACAUCAAAUUUA